Messenger RNA from Pseudomassariella vexata, 3969 nucleotides. Its product is annotated as killer toxin alpha/beta. The record is from RefSeq and is a predicted model, not a curated record. The transcript has 4 exons. NCBI's taxonomy places the organism in Eukaryota, Fungi, Ascomycota, Sordariomycetes, Amphisphaeriales, Pseudomassariaceae. Bases 1 to 3969 code for a protein of 1322 amino acids. Gene Ontology annotation, molecular function: chitin binding. Gene Ontology annotation, biological process: carbohydrate metabolic process.
AUGCGGACGGCCAAGGCCUUCCUGGCCUCGGCUUCGGUUGUCAUUUGGGGUUCAUUCCUACAAUGUAGCACCGCAGAGGAAUAUGUGCCGUUGGACACUCCCCAGACCUUUCAGUCUCAGCUGAAGCCUUGUCCAGCUUCCUGUGCAGGACAGAAGCCCGAGAACUGGACCGUUUACUCAGAUUUUGACCGCCUCGCUGUCUGUAACCAGCCGCUUCUGCUGGACUUUUCUAUCUACAACGACGUCCUGAAUCCCAACACCGAUACCAAACUCCGUGUCUGCACCGAUGGAGACGCCAACGAUACGACCAAUGCACUCUUAGAGGAAGAAUUAUCGGCUCAAAAGACCCCGCGUGAUGAGCCUAAAUGUGUUGUUGCCACUGAGUCGUCCAAGGUCCCUGUGCAGGUUUCCAGCUACGGGUCAGACACCAGUAAUCAGACUGCAUUUCUGGUCGCUCUGGAGAAGGUGCAGAAGCAUCUCGCUGAUAAACGUAAUUGCGCCACCAAAGUUCUCUUUGGGUACUCCAACGGCGCCAUCAUAGGAGUCUACUCCGGACGCGCAUUCAACAAGGCCACCGCCUCCUCCGUCAUUGACUCCGUGUCUGAUCAAAUAUCCAAGACCGCCCCAGGAAGUAUUCUCGCCCAACUCUGCGGCGAAGGACGCAAUGCCAAUCACGUGUUUGGCGUGCUCGCCUCUACCAAUAUCGGAGACGUCCAAAAGGCGGUCAGAUCAUGGAAUGAAGCCAAGUGCGUCUCCAACGUGGGAACAACUGAGACGAGGGAUCUGCCAGUUUUCGAAGAACGCUCAGAACUCAUUCCCAUCACUGAUAAUUCGACAUCCUCCAAGCACACCCUCAAUGCUCGUGCCGACUGCCGAACCACCACAGUUGUUGCAGGAGACUCGUGCGGUGCCCUGGUAUCGCGGUGCGGUAUUUCGACGAGUGAUUUUACGAAGUACAAUAGCGACCCGAAGCUAUGCUCCACAUUAGCUCCGGGGCAGCGAGUUUGCUGCUCGGCGGGAACUCUGCCUGACGUGAGGCCCAAGCCGGGCGCUGAUGGGACUUGUGCAACGCAUCUGGUGAAGUCGGGUGAUACUUGUUCUUCGCUGGCAGCGGCGAAUGGUUUGAAGUUGGUAGAUAUUGACACUUUUAAUAACGGGUCUAGUGGAACUUGGGGUUGGAACGGAUGCUACAACUUGAUGGCCGGCAUGAACAUCUGCUUGUCAAAAGGCAACCCACCGAUGCCUGCACCGGUCUCAAAUGCGCUGUGCGGGCCCACGAAGCCUGGAUCACAACCCCCUGGAAAAGGUCAAAACUUAACAUCACUCAACCCCUGCCCCCUUAACGCCUGCUGCAACAUUUGGGGACAGUGCGGCAUCAACUCCGACUUUUGCGUCUUGAAAAGGGGCCCAUCGAACAACCCCGGCACUUCACCACCCGGAAAGAACGGCUGCGUCUCCAACUGCGGCCUGGAUAUCGUCAAUACCAGCAAGAAACCACCUAAUUACGGUCGUGUUGGGUACUACGAGUCGUGGAGUUGGAGUCGACCGUGCCUUCGCAUGAACGCCCGGGACGCCAACACACUCGGCUACUCAAUUAUCCACUGGGCCUUCGCCAACAUCGGACCCGAUUACACUGUUGUCAUCAAUGACACUUAUAAGCAGUGGAAUCAAUUCAAGAAGAUCCCUGACGUGAAAAAGGUCGUCUCUUUUGGAGGCUGGGGUUACUCGACCGAGCCUGCCACUUACAACAUCUUGCGACAGGCCAUGGACCCUGCCAACCGCGACAAAUUCGCAAAGAAUGUAGUCGACUUUCUCAAUAGAGAGGGGCUGGACGGUGCCGACUUCGACUGGGAGUACCCCGGUGCCCCUGAUAUCCCUGGAGUUCCUCCGGGCCUGGCAUCUGAUGGUCCAAACUACCUGAAGUUCCUCGAGAUCAUUAAGCCAAAGAUGCCACAAGGCAAGACACUGUCUAUAGCGGCGCCUGCGUCUUAUUGGUACCUCAAGGCAUUUCCAAUUGAUAAAAUGGCCAAGACAAUCGACUACAUCGUUUACAUGACGUACGAUCUGCACGGCCAAUGGGAUGCGGGCAACAAAUGGGCCACCGAAGGUUGCCCCGAGGGAAACUGUCUUCGCAGCCACGUCAAUAUCACGGAGACCAAUAUUGCCCUUGCCAUGAUCACCAAAGCCGGCGUGUCGACCAACCAGAUCUUCGUGGGAGAGUCAAGCUACGGUCGGUCCUUCAAGAUGGCCAAAGCCGGAUGUGAUGGCCCCAUGUGCAGAUACUUGGGUGAUGGCACCAACUCCCUCGCCGCCAAGGGCCGCUGCACAGGCACGAGUGGAUACAUCGCCAAUGCCGAGAUCAAAGCCAUCAUAGAGCUCCAGGAAACGCCCAUCAAGAGCUGGUACGAUGAGAAGACAGACACAGACUACCUGGUGUACAACCAGACUGAAUGGGUGGCCUUCAUGUCGACUGACACCAAGAAGAAGCGCCGCGACAGCUGGAGGAGCAAGAACUUCGCCGGAACCAUCGAUUGGGCUGUUGAUCUACAACGAUUUUCUAAUGCUGAUGAUUUCACCAAUCCGGAUUCGCAAAGCGGCGAUGACUUGCCCGACACUGAACCCCUGCCCCCCUGCACGGCAUCCUACAACACACUCGAAGAGCUCGAUGCGGCACUAGCGGGAAUCCUGGAGCAUUGCAAAGCGCAAUAUACUCUCAACGUUCUAGACAAGCUUCUCAAGGGCGCCUUGGACGGAUACGACGGCCUGCUGCGCGAUGGGUACGAUAAUAGCUUCAACACGUACGCCAACGCUGUAGUCGGAUCAGCAGGAAAACAAGUCGAGAAGUUCUAUAUGGAUAACGGAAACAAGUACUGGAACUGCGUGGUCACCGAAACCAUUUACUGCUGCUCAGCCUGCCGAUCCGACUGGAGCCAGCCCGAGGUAGACAAGAACUGCCGGUACUGCGAGGACUACGACUGCCGUGAAGACGUGUGCAAUCCAGACUUGGGGUGCACGACGGAAUUUCGGUACAAGAACUUCACGCAGCCGUGUCCGCCGGAUUACUCGCAGCGGGGGGAGUGGAAUAGCGAUCCGGAGCAUAUCCGGUAUAUGCAGUCGGUGUAUUACACGUGGCAGUCGGGGAAGCAGGAAAAGUUCUGGGCGGACUUGCUGACGGAGACCGGGAUCACCGAGGAGAAUAUAGAGUUCAAGGACAUUCAUUACUGGGAAUGUGCGCCCACGGAUAAGGACUGUAGGCAUCAGCAUUGGGAUUACGGCGUGCCUUCGCCGAAGGGGUAUAGUAAGGAGGACGUGACAAAUCCCAAGGAGGUUGUGUCGAAGGGACAGAACGAGCUGCACGGCUUGGGUCCCCAGUUGUCGGGUAUUGUCAAGGAUAUGCGCAUGAAUUCCUUCCGCGGCGUUGCAGAUGAUAUUAUUGAUGCCGUGUCGCUGCCCAUCUUCAUGGUUGUCGAGGCCGUGGAGAACAUGAAGCAGGUCCAGGAGAUUGCGCACGACAUCGACGAGCAGAAGCGCAAGGCUAUCAUUAUGGCUUUCUUGAGCGCGUUGCUGUUCUUCGUCCCCAUCGUCGGGGAGGUGGUGGGAUCCAUUGCCGCCAUGGCGGGCGUGGCGCGUAUUAUUGCUCUCCUGGGUGUCGCGGGAGAGGUGGCCAUGGGGGUGUAUGAUAUUGUGGACGACAAGGACAAUGCGCCCAUGGCGAUCUUUGGGAUUAUCUUGGCGCCGUUGGCGCUGCUGGAUGUAGUCAAGGUGGGCAAGGCGGCUGAUUGGCGCAGGGCGAUGAAAACGGAUGAUCUUGCUAAGUUGGGCAAGGUGGUUGAGGGCAGAAUGGGCACGAUUAAGAAGGUUACGGGUAUGUGCAUGCUGGGGACGGAUAACUUGCCCAACUCACCGGACGGCAUGAAGAGGGCAUUGGCAAAUAUUGUUACCGAGCCAGUGUGUGCUCUGUAUCCUUGA